Molecule: messenger RNA, 1316 nt
Organism: Carassius auratus (goldfish)
Lineage: Eukaryota; Metazoa; Chordata; Actinopteri; Cypriniformes; Cyprinidae
Gene: hpda
Product: 4-hydroxyphenylpyruvate dioxygenase a
Exons: 12
Coding region: 1-1197 (398 amino acids)
Biological process (GO): L-tyrosine catabolic process
Cellular component (GO): endoplasmic reticulum membrane; Golgi membrane
Molecular function (GO): 4-hydroxyphenylpyruvate dioxygenase activity
Source: RefSeq, a predicted model, not a curated record
AUGGCCCUCAGUAUCCACGGGGGCGCUGUAGAUGCCCCUGUUGCCCACGCCCGUGUUUUGUCCCUCAUAACCUCAGAGGGUUCCCUUGUUCUCCAGGCUGCGGUGUUUUACUGUGAUAAGUUUGGUUUCGAGCCGCUGGCGUAUAAAGGUCUGGAGACGGGCAGCAGAGAGCUGGUGUCUCACGUCAUCAGACAGAACAAGAUCAUCUUCAUCUUUGAGUCUGCUCUGAACCCGGGGAACCAGGAAUUGGGCGAACAUCUCAUGAAACAUGGAGACGGAGUGAAAGAUGUGGCUUUUCAAGUGGAGGACUGUGACUUUUUAGUCAAGAAAGCCAAAGAGAGAGGAGCAGUGAUCGUCAAAGAGCCGUGGAUCGAGCAGGAUUCGGGAGGAAAAGUCAAAUACGCCGUAAUUCAGACGUACGGAGACACCACACACACGUUUGUGGAGUACAUGGGGCCGUAUAAAGGGCUGUUCCUGCCAGGAUACAAGGAGCCGAUGUUCAGAGACCCUCUGUUAGCAAAACUGCCUCCGGGACAUUUAAACUUCAUCGAUCACAUUGUGGGAAACCAGCCAGAUGAUGAAAUGGUGCCAGUUUCGGACUGGUAUCAGAAGUGUCUGCUGUUCCACAGGUUCUGGUCCAUCGAUGAUAAGCAGAUCCACACCCAGUACAGCGCUCUCAGGUCCAUCGUGGUCACUAACUAUGAGGAGACCAUCAAGAUGCCCAUCAAUGAGCCAGCCACGGGGAAGAAGAAGUCACAGAUCCAGGAGUAUAUCGACUACAACGGAGGACCUGGAGUGCAGCACAUCGCGCUAAACACCUCCAACAUCAUCCAAGCGAUCGUGAACCUCCGAGCUCGAGGGAUGGAGUUCCUGUCCGCUCCUGACAGCUACUACGACAGCCUGCGACAGAGACUGAAGACGGCCAAGAUCCGGGUGAAGGAGGACCUCCAGACGCUGCAGGAGUUAAAAAUCUUAGUCGACUAUGACGAUAAAGGUUACCUGCUACAGAUCUUCACUAAACCCGUGCAGGACAGACCCACGCUCUUCCUGGAGGUCAUCCAGAGGAACAACCACUUUGGGUUUGGAGCUGGAAACUUCAAAUCUCUGUUCGAAGCCAUUGAGAAGGACCAGGACGCCAGAGGAAACCUCACAGUCCUCACACCGGAGAGCCAGGGCGUCCCAAAGGCCUUUUACUAACACACACAGCUGCAGAAAGGUGAUUUACUCAAGCCUCGUGCUGGAGUGAAAUAAUAAUAUGACACCAUCAGUUAACACCGAACGUCCACUGCAUCAAUAAAGACAUAAGAACUGUGUAA